AUGCGUAACAUCAUGGAUAAUGGUCAUCCCGCAGGCCUGAUCACCCAGCUGGAAGCAAGAUGGGUGGAAAUAUAUCCCUUCCUGUUACAACAUGGGUACAUGCUUCGUCCUAGGUACCAUCCAAACUGGAAGCCUCCAUGGAAUAGACCCUGGAACUUCUUUAAGGACCUGUUUGACUUUCCUGACUUUAUUUCAUACCAAAAAUACAACCUUAUGGAUGCUACCCGCAUCAGCGACGGCGCAAGAGUAGUAAUGAAGCAAGUCUUCCUUGAGGAAGAUAACGUACCCCUCCUGGAAUAUUUGAAUUCUCCUGAAAUGCGUGCGGACCCCAGAAAUAACACGGUCCCCCUCCUCGAAGUAAUACCUUUACCGUCGCAGUAUGAAAUGGCCAAAUCGCGUGAAUCGGCAGUGCUCUUGGUAAUGCCUCUCUUAUUCCCUUUGAUGAGUUGGAGCUUCCCAUUUCAGCACGUCAGGGAGAUUGUAGAGGCAAUUGACCAGCUCAUCAAGGUGGGGCCGGAUGCAUGUUUUCUCAACUAUAUGAUGGACCCUACCAAUGCCAUUCCUAGCAGCUUCCAUUACGCGCGACAUUCCCUUCAUCCUGACGGUAAAUCUUGGGCUGUUUUUAAAGACCGUUGCCUGGUUGCCCCUGUGAAAUAUUACAUGAUUGAUUAUGAGACCGCUGAUUACUUUCCUCCAAAUGUUUUAUCGGAAGGACGAUACGGCCAGGUCAAAACAGUACCUGAGUGGUCUCUCGAAGCACCAUACGACCCUUUCAAAUUGGAUGUAUACCAACUAGGAUGUCAGGUACAACAAUUUUCCAAAGAAUAUACCGGGUUGGACUUCCUUGAACCCCUCUAUGCAGCGAUGACCCAUCCUAGCCCUGACAUGAGACCUACUGCGGCAGAAUCACUUCAGCAAUUUGAACGUCUCAUCAAUUCAUUGGAUCCAGAAUCUCUUUCUUCCGAGAUAUGGAUUAAAAGAUUUGAUUCGCAUAUGCUCAUGGCCCAAAAGAUAGCUAUGGAAUAUUCUCCUUCUCACAAAAAGCGGCAAUUAUUUGCGUUGGGGAAGAAAAAACUUUCCAAAAUAUUUAAUGCUGUCAAUGUUUUAUCAUAA
Psilocybe cubensis is the source of this 1113-nucleotide messenger RNA. RefSeq lists its product as uncharacterized. The coding region runs from base 1 to 1113 and encodes 370 amino acids. The record is from RefSeq and is a predicted model, not a curated record. The transcript is spliced from 4 exons. Lineage: Eukaryota; Fungi; Basidiomycota; Agaricomycetes; Agaricales; Agrocybaceae.